GUGGAGAUGAUGGAGGGACCGCGGAUAGAGGAGCGGGGCUGCGCCUCUGCUCUGCGCCGACUGCGGCAGAGAAGCUGCGGUCUCCAGAUGAAUCCUGGGAAAAUGAAGAUCUGCUAUAGACUUUGCUCCGCUUUCAUCGUGAGGAUGAUGUCUGACCUCGGAUGGCGCACAUCUGUCUGCUUCUUCUCCAUCACGUGAUUCUUUACUAAAUUCCUCGGACCUCAGCCCCAGUCUCACCAAUCGGCUUCUGUCUCGCAAAGAGUGGACCAAUCAGCGACAGCCUGUGAUGAAUAUUCAUGAGUCCGAGAUUCAAACCUUUGAGGGAGUUUGUGUCGGUCCACAGCAUCACUCCCAGGACUUUUCCACAGGCGCAAACUGCAUUUUCUUAUGAAUGGAAGGAGAAAAAAUCAGGUCGGCUUAAAUUGGGACCCAUCCUUUCGCUGAGAUCACAGAAGGAGGAAAACAACAAAAGCGGAGAGGAGACAGGAGGGAACCGCCAGAAGCAAUGACAAUGACCACGAUUCCAGAAGGUCUUAAUAGCCCUGCCUCAGGAAAAGCCGUUUUCAUGGAGUUUGGACCCCCGAGUCAACAAAUGUCUCCUUCCUCCAUGUCUCACGGGCACUAUCCCAUGCAUUGUUUACAUUCUGCAGGUCACACGCAGCACGACAGCUACAGCCCAGCCUCGUCCUUCCCCAGAUCUUUGGGUUAUCCGUACGUCAACUCCGUCGGCAGCCAUCCCAGCAGUCCAUACCUGGGUACAGUACAGACUUACCAGAACAGUUCGGGGCUCACACAGACACGACUGGAGGACCCAGCAGCACCAGAAGCUGAGAAGAACACAGUGGUGGAAGGCGGGGAGGUGCGAUUUAACGGCAAGGGGAAAAAGAUUAGAAAACCAAGGACUAUAUACUCCAGUUUACAGCUCCAAGCGCUCAACAGGAGAUUUCAACAAACCCAAUACUUGGCGUUGCCGGAGAGGGCUGAGCUGGCAGCGUCGCUGGGUCUCACUCAGACACAGGUAAAAAUUUGGUUUCAGAAUAAACGCUCCAAAUUCAAGAAAAUAAUGAAGCAAGGCGGCAGCACAAUCGACACCAACGUUUUAGCCACCGGUCGUGGACUUUCCACUGGCUCGCCCACCGUGGCACCGGUCUGGACAUCCCCGACCACCGUGAAGACUUCGGUGGGCACGACCGGCUCUUACAUCCCCAGCUACACCUCGUGGUACCCGACCACACACCAAGAGUCUAUGCAACAGUCGCAGCUCAUGUGAGCAGAGACUUCAGCGUCAGGAUGGUGACGGACCCCGCAGCCGCCCGAGCGCGGCCUCGGCAUUGAUGAUGCUCCACUAUAAAAGCUGCCGCAUCCCGCGAGCUGACACGGAGGCCUCUACCUGCCGGCGAGCAGUCAUGAAGGAGGGAGAAGCAAAAGAGGGGGAAGCUGAGAGGGCGAAAAGGCGCACAUUGCACCCACGCACGGCAGCAAGUCCGUGGCAGCGGGAAUCAAAAGGAAAAAAAAGGAUCAGCAUUUCGUGGCUGCUGUUGUUUACGUUUUGUUUUUGUUUUGUUUGGUUUUUUUUUAACUCGAAUUGGUGUGAAGAAUUCUGCUGUUGAGCUGUAGGCUACAUGUUUAUGAGAAAAAGCUUUUUGUUUACGCCAGAUGAUGACCUACAACCCCGCGUUAACACCUAAAAGGCCAAUCAGGCCACAGCAGUGAAGGCUUUAACCAAAUAACUGAUCCCAAAUACCACCGGUCAGGUCGUCAUGCUUACAGCAUAACUCAACCAGAGUAAAUACGUCGCUAUGUUGUUUCUAUGUGUUUGUUAUUUAAGUUAAAUUAUUCAGACUUGUCUGUGUUCAUUCUGUAUGCGUGUUUGAGAUGACAACCCUGUGUUGUUGUAAUGCUGCACUAACGCAAGCAGAGCUUUUCAUUGCCGUGCCCCGACGUUAUGUGAACAAAUGUAAAAGGACAGCAGAUUCGCUGUUUCUGAGAGAAAACAAAAUAUCCUGAGGACGAGCAGCUAUAACUUAUCACUGUAUUUUGUAUAUAAUUUUCAGAUUCGGCUUUUUCUUUUUGUGCUGUGACUGGAUACGCUGUGAAACAGGGUUUUAGGCUUUUUUUUCUGUGUAAAUUACUCGUCGACAUGUGUUUUAGUCACCAUAGAAGAUAUUUAGUUUUGUAUUGAUCACUUUAAUUUAUUUAACUGUUUCUGGAGUUUUUUUUUUAUGUACAUAAAAGUGCAAAAGUUUUUGAAAGCAGUAAAAUAUGAUUUAAAUUAAGUUUAA
This is a messenger RNA of Girardinichthys multiradiatus, 2282 nucleotides long. It is a transcript of the gene dlx1a, whose product is annotated as distal-less homeobox 1a. The record is from RefSeq and is a predicted model, not a curated record. Bases 506 to 1270 code for a protein of 254 amino acids. Lineage: Eukaryota; Metazoa; Chordata; Actinopteri; Cyprinodontiformes; Goodeidae. The transcript has 4 exons. Gene Ontology annotation, molecular function: RNA polymerase II cis-regulatory region sequence-specific DNA binding; DNA-binding transcription factor activity, RNA polymerase II-specific. Gene Ontology annotation, biological process: cell differentiation; embryo development; negative regulation of transcription by RNA polymerase II.